This is a messenger RNA of Arxiozyma heterogenica, 1524 nucleotides long. RefSeq lists its product as uncharacterized. The transcript has a single exon. The record is from RefSeq and is a predicted model, not a curated record. NCBI's taxonomy places the organism in Eukaryota, Fungi, Ascomycota, Saccharomycetes, Saccharomycetales, Saccharomycetaceae. Bases 1 to 1524 code for a protein of 507 amino acids.
AUGUAUUUAUCAACCAGUGUUUUAUCCAGCUUACCAUAUUUUCUUUUACUUGUCAAGGGUAAAGCCAUUAAAGAUACUCCUAAGUUGAAUUCUUUAGAAAACAACUCUCAGCAAUUAUGUCCAAAUUCAAUUCUAAAUUAUCCUAUAGCUGAUAUCAUUGAUUCUCAGUGUUUACAGGAUAACUUUGAAUACUUACAAAAUUGUGUCCUCUCUAAUUUCAAUGAAACAUCGCAACUUUGUUCCUUUUGUGUCAUUGUAAACCCAUCCACUUUUGAAGAUGAGUCUAACUGUGAAUGUGUUAAGUGUGUCAUAGAUACUUUAAGUAACAACCAUUGUCUUCAAAAUAUCUGUAGUGGAAAGCAAACUAUCUCUUUGCAAGAUGCAAUUAAAGAUUCGACACACUCUACAAAAAAUAAUUACAAUGUGAUUACUGAUGAUAUCAGAGAAAAUAUCUUUGAUAAGUAUGAGAACACUUUAAAACAAAACAAUCAGUUACAAUACUUAACAGAUGAUUAUUCUGGCACAACUUUUAGAAAUUUCUUACCCUUUGAACAAAAAAAAUUAAUCCGACAUUUAUUGAAUUCAUGGAUUGAUACUGGUAAAAAACUUGGUAGAAAUAGUAAUAAAGAUGAUAAUAAAGAUAAUAAUAAAGUCUAUGAGGAUGUUGAGGAUGAUGUUGACGAAAAUGAUAAUAAAGACUCUUUAAAUUUAGAAGAUUUGAAAAACAAUUUACUAGAUGAAAAUUUGGAGAAUGAAGCAAUGAUUAAUAAAAAAAACAAUCAUAAUACUCAGUUAUAUUUUCCUGGUUGGUUAAAAAUGGGUAAUAAAAACCCCAAGAAAAACACGAAAAUAAAAGGCAAGAAUAAUGCAAUCACUGACACCCAAUGUAAGGUUAAAACUGAAUUAAUAUCUGUUUUAAUACCAACAACAACUACAAAGACUUUAAUUUUAACAAAGGGAUUGAUUACUGAAACUGAAACCAAACAUGAAAUUGUCACAAAGACGGACCAUGUAAUCAAAUAUAAACCUAAAACACUCACUGAAACAAAAUUAGAAAAAACAAUUGAAUGGAAAACUGACGUUAAAACUAAACAAAACACUGAAUAUGUUGAGAAAUGGAAGACUAAGACUGAAGCAAAAUUCAGAAUUGUCACACUAACUGCAACUGAUAUUAAACUCAGCACAAAAUUCAAGUAUAAAUAUGCAACUAUCACUGUCACUGAUACAAUGAUUGUAGAAAGUUCCAAGACAAUUACAGUUCCAAAAACUAUUGUAACGAGUACUACUACUGAAACAAAACUGUCGGAAAAAAUAAUUACUGUCACAACGACUACAACAGGUGUGAGUACUUUGACAGAAAAAACAAAAAAACAUAUUGUAACUGCAACUAAGUUUUUAACCAAAACCAAAGUUAUUACUAAGAGGAAGUGUAAAGUGACUAAAACAAAAACUUCAAUUAAAAAAAUUACCAAAACUUUUACUAUAGAAAAGAAUGGUGCUACUAAGAAAAAAAAGAAUUGGUAG